UAGUCUUAUUUCACGUGUAAAAAAAAAAUCUUCUACAUUUACAAAUGGAAAACAGUAGCGUGAAUAUGGUUAUGUUGAUAUGACGACAAUACGAAGUAUUUGCAUCAUUGUUUAUAAUUAUGAAUAUACAAUUAAAGAGUUUUAAUUUAUAAUAAUGCAAGAUUAUUAUAUAUAUAUCUUUUGGUGAUAUAAGUAUUGGAAGUAUUAGUUUAUUAUUACUUUUUUUAAGACAGAAACAAAAAAUAUUUCAAAUAAACAUGGGCAGUGAUACACAAAUAGCAAAUAUAGUAAACGACAUUUUAAAAGUGGAAGCCAUAGAGGAAGCAUUCAGUUGCGUACUUGUACAUAAUCCUAACAAUGAAAAAGAAAAAAUAUCGACAUGGCAAUCAGAAUUAACAACUGCAAUGACUGAUCUGACGGUCGAACAACAAGAAAAUGCAAUACGUCAGUUUCUCACAACGGCAGCCGCUAUGACAAAUCACAGACGUUUGCAAUUAUUAUUAUCGUUACUUGAGAAUUUGGUUUCGACAAAUGUUCUACCAGCGAGAUUAGUAUGCGAAUGUAUUCUAAACUGUGAUAAAUUACAAUAUCAAUUAGAAGAUUUUUGGGUAGAAUGUUUCCUUCUUAUUCGACAUAUUAUUGGAGGAGUAGAUUACAAAGGGGUCAGAGAAAUAAUGAAAGGUUGUAUAGAAAAAGCUCAAACAAUACCUGCAAGAUUAAAUGCAUCUAUUCAGCCACAAUUAAAAGCAUUAGAAAAUGUUAUUGAAUAUAUUUUUGAUAGAAAUGCCUGUUUGUUACCAGGAUAUUUCAUUGUUAAUGAAAUUCAAAAGGCUUAUCCAGAUCAUAAAAAUUGGCCACAUUGGAAAUUAGCGAAAUUAUUAUCAAAUUUUGUGGAAAGUUUUCGAACUACAGCACAAAUGGUUUCCAUUGUGGGACAUUCAAAAAUGUUACCUGUCGUAGAACAUACAGGUUAUGCCGAUCAUUUAAUAAAUCCUUGGUUAUUAGAUCCUACUACAUUAAAGUUUUCAUUGAAAGGAAAUCUUCCAUAUGAUCAAGAUUUACUAAAACCCCAAACCGAGUUAUUAAGAUACGUUUUAGAGCAACCUUAUAGUAGAGACAUGGUAUGCUCAAUGCUUGGUCUUCAGAAACAACAUAAGCAAAGAUGUAUAGUACUGGAAGAGCAAUUAGUAGAACUUGUUAUUUUGGCUAUGGAAAGAUCUGAAAAUGAUCCUUUACCAGCUGAAGGAACAGAUGGGACUGUCGCUAAUCAUUGGGUGUGGUUACACCUUUCGUCUCAAUUGAUUUAUUUUGUACUAUUCCAAUUUGCAUCUUUUCCAAGUCUCGUAAUGGCGAUACAUGAUAAAUUGGCUGGUAGAGAAUUAAGAAAAGGAAGAGAUCACUUAAUGUGGGUUUUAUUACAAUUUAUUUCUGGAAGUAUUCAACGAAAUCCGCUUUCAAAUUUUUUACCUGUAUUGAAAUUAUACGAUCUACUGUAUCCAGAGAAAGAACCUUUACCCCUACCAGAUUGUACCCAGGCACUUUGUACGCAUCAAAUGGCUAUUAUAUGUAUAUGGAUGCAUUUACUUAAAAAGGCUCAAAUUGAACAUUCAAAUAUUCACAGACCUAUUCCGCAUACAUUAAAAAUUCAUCAUGAAUUUUUGCAGCAUUUAGUUAUGCCAAACACAUCUCUUUGUAUGGGUUUAGAUUAUCGCAUUGCUUUAUUAUGCAACGCAUAUUCAACAAAUCAAGAAUAUUUUAGUAGACCAAUGGCAGCACUAGUUGAUACUAUAUUAGGCAAUCCAAAGGGUCAACAGCAACAGCCUUUACAAACAUUACAAAAUAAUGCAGCUUUGGCAAGUGGUCCAACUACACCACUUUCAAUGUCAAUAUUAGAUUCAUUGACUGUACAUUCUAAGAUGAGUUUGAUUCAUAGUAUUGUCACUCAUGUCAUCAAAUUAGCACAAUCAAAAAGUAAUAUGGCCUUGGCACCAGCACUGGUUGAGACUUAUAGUAGAUUAUUGGUUUACACAGAAAUUGAAAGUCUUGGUAUAAAAGGUUUUAUAAGUCAAUUAUUACCAACAGUAUUUAAGUCUCAUGCAUGGGGAACAUUAUAUACAUUAUUGGAAAUGUUCAGUUAUAGAAUGCACCAUAUACAACCACAUUAUAGAGUUCAACUUUUAUCUCAUCUUCAUAGUCUUGCUGCUGUUCCACAAACUAAUCAAACGCAGCUUCAUCUUUGCGUUGAAAGUACGGCUCUUCGUUUAAUUACCGGCUUAGGUUCGGCAGAAGUACAACCGCAAUUGUCUAGAUUUUUAUCGGAGCCUAAAACACUUGUAUCUGCGGAAUCCGAAGAGCUUAAUAGAGCUUUGGUUCUAACUUUAGCACGAUCCAUGCAUGUAACAGGUACUGGAGCAGAAAGUCUUAGUGGUACUUGGUGUAAAGAAUUAUUGAAUACUAUCAUGCAAAAUACACCUCAUUCAUGGGCUAAUCAUACUUUACAAUGUUUUCCACCUGUAUUGAGUGAAUUUUUUCAACAAAAUAGCGUCGCCAAAGAAAAUAAACAACAAAUAAAGAAAGCCGUAGAAGAGGAAUAUAGAAAUUGGGCAUCUAUGAGCAAUGAAAAUGAUAUAAUAGCUCAUUUUUCUGUACCUGGCACACCUCCUUUAUUUUUAUGCCUUUUAUGGAAGAUGAUACUCGAGACUGAUCGCAUUAGUCCAAUCGCAUAUAAGAUAUUAGAAAGAAUAGGAGCAAGAGCAUUAUCAGCUCAUCUUCGAAAGUUUUGUGAUUAUUUAGUAUUUGAAUUUGCCAAUAGUGUUGGUGGACAGCAUGUUAAUAAAUGUGUCGAUACAAUCAAUGACAUGAUAUGGAAAUAUAAUAUAGUGACAAUAGAUAGAUUAGUUCUUUGUUUGGCUUUACGAACUCAAGAAGGUAGCGAAGCACAAGUAUGCUUUUUUAUUAUUCAAUUAUUAUUACUUAAAGCAGCUGAAUUUAGAAAUAGGGUUCAAGAAUUUGUUAAAGAAAAUUCACCUGAACAUUGGAAACAAUCAAAUUGGCACGAAAAACAUUUAGCCUUUCAUAGAAAAUUUCCAGAAAAGUUUGCUCCAGAAGGUAUAAUGGAACAAGCUAGCGGUGGACCUAGUCAAUAUCAAAGUUUACCUGUAUACUUUGGAAAUGUUUGUUUAAGAUUUUUACCUGUGUUUGAUAUAGUUGUACAUAGGUAUUUGGAGAUACCACCUGUAACAAAAAGUUUGGAAAUAUUAUUAGAACAUUUAGGUUGUUUAUAUAAAUUUCAUGAUCGACCUGUGACAUAUUUGUAUAAUACAUUACAUUAUUAUGAACGUAAAUUAAGAGAUCGACCGCCUUUAAAAAGACGUUUAGUUUCUGCUGUUCUUGGAUCAUUAAGAGAAAUUAGAGCACCAGGAUGGGCAUUAUCUGAAGCUUAUCAAAUGUAUAUGGCACGAUCUGCCGAUGAUGCUAUUACUUGGGUACCAGAAUUGGAUUAUUAUAUUAGACUUGUACAAAGAAUUGUAGAAACAAUGUCAGGUACAGCCCAUUUCCCAGCCACCGAUUGGAGAUUUAAUGAAUUUCCUAAUCCAGCAGCACACGCAUUAUAUGUUACAUGCGUAGAAUUAAUGGCUGUUCCUGUAGCACCAAAUUUAGUUGCAAAUUCAUUACUCGAUGUUGUCGCUAAAGGGUAUACCGUAGUACCAUCCAAUGAAAUACAUUUAUGGAUAAAUUGUGUUGGAUUGCUUUUAGCUGCUUUACCGGAAUGCUAUUGGUCUACAUUACAUGAUAGACUUGUAGAAAUUAUAAGUAGUCCAGGUUUAGCAAAUUGGCAGUAUAAUAAUUUAACACCAUUUCAGAUGUUUAAUUUCAAUAUCACGCAUAAUAGUUUACUUGAAAAUAAAUACAGUUAUAUGCUUGCAUUGGCACAUUCAAUUUGGCAUCACGCUGGAGCUGGUCAAAUUACAACGAUGCCGCAAUUCAUUAAAGAAAAACUUCAACCUGUGGUAAAUAGCGAAGAACAAUUAAUAUACGCUUGCCAUUUAAUUGGACCUACUUUAGCGAGAUUUAAUGCUGAGAGACCACGUUGUAUAGUUGAUCUGGCAGUUAGUUUAUACGAAAUGCUAGAACAAGUGGAUCGUACGCAAACACAUUUGAAAUAUAUGGAUCCAGUUUGUGACUUGUUAUAUCACAUAAAAUAUAUGUUCGUUGGAGAUAUGAUGAAAAAUGAGGUCGAAUGUAUUAUUCGUAGAUUGAGACCUGCUUUACAAAUGAGAUUGAGAUUUAUUGCUCAUUUGAAUAUAGAAGAAAUUCAUUCUACGUAGAUUAAUUUAUAUUGGAAUAAUACAUUAGAUAAUAUUGCCACGACGUUUCUAUCUUUGUAUAUGUAAAUAUAUAUUUUAUACAUAUAUAUAUAAGUAUUGAAGGGACUCAGAGAAGAUAUAAUUAAUCAAUUAAUUAAUUCUGCUCUCGAAUAAUUAGGAGGUCUUAUCUCGCUAUUAAUUUAAAAAAAAAAAAAAAAAAAGAAAAAAAGGAAAGAAAAAAGGACUGUUGAGAUUAAGGGCCUAUUAUUUUU
Vespa crabro (European hornet) is the source of this 4579-nucleotide messenger RNA. RefSeq names its product mediator of RNA polymerase II transcription subunit 23 (gene MED23). The record is from RefSeq and is a predicted model, not a curated record. Gene Ontology annotation, cellular component: transcription regulator complex; mediator complex. The transcript is spliced from 21 exons. Lineage: Eukaryota; Metazoa; Arthropoda; Insecta; Hymenoptera; Vespidae. Bases 258 to 4328 code for a protein of 1356 amino acids. Gene Ontology annotation, biological process: positive regulation of gene expression; regulation of transcription by RNA polymerase II.